Molecule: messenger RNA, 3258 nt
Organism: Oxyura jamaicensis (ruddy duck)
Lineage: Eukaryota; Metazoa; Chordata; Aves; Anseriformes; Anatidae
Gene: EXOC6B
Product: exocyst complex component 6B
Exons: 26
Coding region: 379-2781 (800 amino acids)
Biological process (GO): intracellular protein transport; exocytosis; Golgi to plasma membrane transport
Cellular component (GO): exocyst; membrane
Source: RefSeq, a predicted model, not a curated record
AACUCCCGGCGUGCCCGGGCCGGGCCGGGACUGAGCGGAGCGGGGAGGACCGGCAGGUAGGAGGGUCGGCUCGGCUGGGCUCAGCCGGGCUGGGCUCGCUGCGUGCCCGCCGGAGCCUUCCCCCUGCUCCUCCUCCUCCUCCUCCUCCUCCUCCUCCUCCUCCUUCCUGGAGCGGGGGAAGAUGGCGGAGCUGGAGAGCCUGGAGACGGCGGCGGAGCACGAGCGGAUCCUGCGGGAGAUCGAGAGCACCGACACGGCCUGCAUCGGCCCCACGCUCAGCGGUUCUUGCGGCGUCCGUCAGCUGGCAGACCCCGCUGCCGAGCUCUCCUGGCCGAGGAGCGCAGGUCUGUUUAUGAUGGAGAGGAGCACGGUCGUUUCAUGGAAAAAUUGGAAGCGCGAAUCAGAAAUCACGAUCGUGAGAUUGAGAAAAUGUGCAACUUCCAUUACCAGGGCUUCGUGGACUCCAUCACGGAGCUGCUGAAAGUUAGGGGAGAAGCUCAAAAACUGAAGAACCAAGUGACGGACACCAACCGAAAGCUGCAGAACGAAGGGAAAGAACUGAUAAUAGCAAUGGAAGAGCUGAAGCAAUGCCGAUUGCAGCAGAGGAAUAUUUCAGCGACGGUUGAUAAGCUAACGCUGUGUCUUCCUGUCCUGGAGAUGUACAGCAAACUGCGAGAGCAAAUGAAAUCUAAAAGACACUACCCCGCGCUGAAGACCCUGGAGCACCUCGAGCACACCUACCUGCCGCAGGUGAGCCACUACCGCUUCUGCAAGAUCAUGGUGGAUAACAUCCCAAAGCUGCGCGAGGAGAUAAAGGAAGUUUCCAUGUCAGACCUGAAGGAUUUCCUGGAGAGCAUCCGUAAGCACUCCGACAAGAUUGGGGAGACGGCAAUGAAGCAGGAUUGCAGAUACAAUCAGUGGAAAAUAAUUGCCAAGAUAUUCUUCAGUCUUCUGCUCUCUCCAAAUAUUAAGGCACAGCAGCAAAGAAACCUGGACAAUAUUGUAUCACAGCACCCCAGGAUAAGCGGGGGAAAAAAGUCCAAGAAAGAAGGCUGCGCAAGCUCAGAUUUGGAGGUAAAGACCACUAGCCCCAUGUCUGAGCAGGAUUCGGGUAUCCUGGAUGUUGAAGAUGAGGAUGAGGAUGAAGAGGUGCCUGGGGCCCAGGAUCUGGUGGACUUCUCGCCUGUGUACCGAUGCCUGCACAUCUACUCCGUCCUGGGUGCCCGAGAAACCUUUGAGAACUACUACAGGAAGCAGAGAAGAAAACAAGCCAGAUUGGUACUGCAGCCUCCUUCCAACAUGCAUGAAACUUUAGAUGGCUACAGGAAGUAUUUUAAUCAAAUUGUAGGGUUUUUUGUAGUUGAAGAUCACAUCUUGCAUACAACGCAGGGCUUGGUAAAUAGAGCCUAUAUUGAUGAGCUGUGGGAGAUGGCAUUAUCAAAAACCAUUGCGGCGCUAAGGACGCAUUCAUCCUAUUGCUCGGACCCAAGCCUGGUGUUAGACUUGAAGAACCUCAUCGUCCUCUUUGCAGACACACUCCAGGGGUAUGGCUUCCCAGUGAACCAGCUCUUUGACAUGCUGCUGGAGAUCCAAGACCAGUACAGUGAAACCCUGCUGAAGAAAUGGUCAGGAGUUUUCAGAAAUAUACUUGAUUCAGAUAACUACAGUCCCAUCCCGGUGACAAAUGAAGAGAUUUAUAAGAAAAUAGUUGGACAGUUCCCGUUCCAGGAUGCAGAACUUGAAAAGCAACCAUUUCCAAAGAAGUUCCCCUUUUCUGAGUUCGUGCCUAAAGUUUACAAUCAGAUUAAGGAAUUCAUCUAUGCCUGUCUGAAGUUUUCAGAAGACCUUCACCUGAGCUCCACGGAAGUUGAUGAUAUGAUCAGAAAAUCGACAAACCUGCUGCUGACCCGAACGCUAAGCAACUGUUUACAGAACGUCAUCAAGAGGAAAAACGUAGGGCUGACAGAGCUUGUACAGAUUAUUAUAAACACGACCCAUCUGGAAAAAUCAUGCAAGUUCCUCGAGGAAUUCAUAACCAACAUCACCAACGUCCUUCCAGAGACUGUCCACACUACGAAACUUUAUGGGACCACGACUUUCAAGGACGCCCGCCACGCUGCUGAGGAAGAGAUUUACACCAACCUGAACCAGAAGAUAGACCAGUUCUUGCAGCUGGCGGAUUACGACUGGAUGGCCAUGGAGCCGGGCAGCAAGGCCAGUGACUACCUGGUCGACCUCAUUGGCUUUCUGCGCAGCACAUUUGCCGUGUUCACGCACCUCCCGGGGGAUGUAGAUGUCCACUCUACAAUGUCGGGGAAGGUGGCGCAGACCGCCUGCAUGUCGGCGUGCAAGCACUUGUCCACCUCGCUGAUGCAGCUGCUGCUGGAAGCCGAAGUGCGGCAGCUGACGCUGGGCGCCUUGCAGCAGUUCAACCUGGACGUGGAGGAAUGCGAACAGUUUGCCAGAUCCGGCCCAGUGCCUGGGUUCCAAGGGGACACGCUGCAGUUGGCCUUCAUCGACUUGAGACAACUCCUGGAUCUGUUCAUCCAGUGGGACUGGUCGACGUACCUGGCUGACUACGGGCAACCCACGUGCAAGUACCUCCGGGUGAACCCCACCACGGCCCUCGUCCUGCUGGAAAAGAUAUCACGAGUGAUGCGAGACACGAGCAGGAAGAACAACGUUUUCGCCCAGUUUCGGAAGAACGAGCGGGACAAGCAGAAGCUGAUAGACACCGUGGCCAAGCAGCUCCGCGGCCUCAUCAACAGCCAUCACUCGUGAGGGCCGUGGCCGCCCGCCACCGCACUCCGGGACCCGCGCCGCGCCGGUCCCCGCACUGCAGCCUUCCACACGCCCGGACUUGGGAUCCUUGUUCAAAGAGAAUAUAUAUGUAUUUUUUUAUUCGCCUGUAUAGAACCCGUGAAACCCACCCUUCUGACAAAACGUUCCUCGUUAAGCAAUCCCGGGGAAGAGAGGCAGCGCUGCCUGUGCUGGUGCAGCGAGGGUGCUGGCAGGAGUCUCCGUUACAAACUCCUAUUUUCAGGGGGUUGUAAAGGGACGGGAAAGCCUGAAAGAGAAGUUCACACCCAGACUAUGGUGGUUUUUUUUUUUUUUUUUUUUUUUUUUUUUUUUUUUUGUAAGCCAAAUUCAAAGAAUUGGUUUGACUUCCUUUUGUUAAGUUAUUCAGUUGCAGAGCAAGCGAAAAACAAAAAAUACAGGGAGGAGCCGUGGUUUCAGGUUCUUCUCGUGAAAGGAGCA